CUAGUUAACGACUGUGCGCCGCGCUUGCGAAUAGUAAUUUUCAUCGAGAUAUUGUGAUAUUACGCGGACGUCAAGAAAUCGAGACAAAGAUCGCCGGUUUAAACGAAAAUGGGUGCAUACUUGUCGGAGCCGAUUACAAAGAAAGUGUCGAGCGACCAAGUAGGCAAGAAUGUCGCAUUCGGCGCGAGUUCCAUGCAAGGCUGGCGAAUUAGUCAAGAGGAUGCACACAAUUGUUGCAUAGAUUUUGAUGAAAAUGUUUCCUUGUUUGCCGUGUAUGAUGGCCACGGUGGACAUGAAGUGGCAACAUACUGUGCAAGUAAUCUGCCAGAAUUUAUUAAACAAACAGAGGCAUACAAAAAUGGAGAUAUUAGGCAAGCUCUAAUCGAUGCUUUCUUGGGUUUCGAUGCUACACUUGAAAAAGCUGAAGUAGUUAGCAUUCUUAAAGAACUUGCAGGAACAUCCACAUCGGAUAAAAAGAAAGAAAACUUAAAUGAAUCUGAUGAAGAAGAAAAUGUUAAUAAUCUAUGUAUGGAGGCAACAAUGCCAUUGGAAGAAGUAAUGGCAAAGUAUCAGUCAGAAUCAAAUCCUAAUGUAAAAAAUCUCAAGAAUGAAAAAUGCAAUAAACUGGCAUGUUCGGCUAGUCCUUACUUACGUGGUCGCAAAGGUAGAGAAAAAGCUACUUCUUCGUCAUCCGGUGCAGGAUGCUCAUCAUCUUCAUCUUCAUGGAACACAAAUGAAACUGAUGUCAGUAGUUCUAGCCAACCAUGUGGGUCCACAUUGUCUAGCACGAUGGAAAGAAAAGAAUCAGAAUGUGCCGCAAACAAUGAAGCUGAACAAGUUCUUGAUUCAACAACUAGUAAUGGAAAUGUUCAUGCAUCACCACCAGUUGGAUCAACAGCAGACAUGGAAUUGGCAAAAAAUGUGGAUAUGCCUGACAGUUCUGAAGAUGUAAACAAAAAGGUUUCGAGUCCUGGUAAAAUUACAUCUGUGGAAUCAAAUGCGAAUGAAGUAGAAAUAAACGGUGCAGAAUCAAAACGAAUUGGAGAUGCAGAUAGUAGUAAGAGUGGGGGUGAUAAUGUAUCGAGUAGUUCAUGUACACCUUUGGAAAAUGGUGAUGCAGGACAGCAGGAACGAAUAAGUAGCACUGGUAGAAGAAGAAUUCAACCUGUAACUUUGUACCAUACUCUUCUAAAAAAAGACACUGCAGAUUCUGAGGAAGACGAUGAUGAUGAAAACGAUGAAACAUUUGACGGAGUCCCAGAAAGUUUUAGUGAUGAAGAUGACACAGAAGAUGUUGACGAAGAUGAGAGUGAUGAGGAGGAAGAUGAAGAAGACGAAGAUGGAGAUGGAACUAUUGAUGAUGACGAUGAUGAUGAUGACGACGAUGAUAGUGAGGGUCUUAUGAUGGAUACAGAAGAGCCUGGUUAUGACAGUGGAUGCACUGCAGUAGUUGCAAUACUAAAGGGCAAUGAAUUGUAUGUAGCAAAUGCUGGAGACUCUCGUUGUGUUUUAUGCAGAGAUGGCCAGGCAAUAGAACUUAGUUUAGAUCACAAACCUGAAGAUGAACCUGAAAUGGAACGUAUAGUAAAAGCUGGUGGUAAAGUAACUGCUGAUGGUAGAGUAAAUGGUGGUCUUAACUUAUCAAGGGCACUUGGGGACCAUGCCUACAAACAGAAUGUCGAUUUACCACCACAAGAACAAAUGAUCUCUGCACUUCCGGAUGUAAGGCAUAUCACAAUUGAACCAGAAAAAGAUGACUUUAUGGUGCUUGCCUGUGACGGUAUUUGGAACUUUAUGUCAAGUCAAGAUGUCAUACAAUUUAUCCGUGCUCGUUUGACAAACAAUUACGACAAUCUUUCAAAAAUUUGCGAAGAGCUAUUUGACCACUGCCUUGCACCUGACACUUGUGGGGAUGGUACAGGAUGCGAUAAUAUGACGGCUGUAAUCAUUCGAUUUAAACCAUCAGCUGAUGCUGUGACAAACAGUACUACAGUAGAAGUGUGUACUGCUAAGAGGGCACCAUUGUCCCCAUCAAUAUCCACAGACGAAAAUGACUGUGUCACGCAGGAAAACAUGACACCCUGCAAACGUCCUAAAACCGAAGCGGCUAUAUGA
This is a messenger RNA of Dufourea novaeangliae, 2115 nucleotides long. Its product is annotated as probable protein phosphatase CG10417. Gene Ontology annotation, biological process: protein dephosphorylation. The transcript has 6 exons. The record is from RefSeq and is a predicted model, not a curated record. NCBI's taxonomy places the organism in Eukaryota, Metazoa, Arthropoda, Insecta, Hymenoptera, Halictidae. Gene Ontology annotation, molecular function: protein serine/threonine phosphatase activity; cation binding. Bases 109 to 2115 code for a protein of 668 amino acids.